This is a messenger RNA of Rotaria sp. Silwood2, 239 nucleotides long. The record is from the annotation of a GenBank genome assembly. NCBI's taxonomy places the organism in Eukaryota, Metazoa, Rotifera, Eurotatoria, Philodinida, Philodinidae.
AUGAAAAAAAUUUUAUUAUUAAUCGAUGAUGAAGAAUUUCGUAGUCGUAAAUUUCUUAAUCCAACAUCAUAUUCAAAAGUUUAUAAUGAAUGUCUUCAACGGCUUGUUUGUGAUCAUUUUGAUACACUUAAAAGUGAAUGUAAUGAACUUAUUGUUAAAGAAGAUUUAGAUGGUAAUAAAAUGAAUAUUUUUUUUUUAACCCUUUGAGGCCCCGUGGGAUAUAUAUUUCCCACCUUGCG